AUGGCCGAUGACCCCACCACCGGCGGCGGCGAGGGUGGGGACCGCGUCGAGGACGUCGUCCGCGCCGAGGCUGAAACGCAACCUCAUGAUGAUGGUUCAUCGAAAUCCAAGGAUAGGGACAAAGAUAGAGAAAAGGACAAGGACAGAGAUCGUCGCAGGGACCGUGACAGAGAUCGAGGGAGAGACAGGGAUCGUGAUAGAGAUAGGGAUAGGGAUAGGGAUAGGGACAAGGAUAGGGACAGGGAUCGGGACAGAGACAAGGAUCGCCAAAGUAGGCAUCACCGUGAAAGACGGGAACAGCGAGACCGUCCUGAUGAUCACAGAGGCCGUGAUUCUGAAAGGAGAAGAGAACGCGACAGAGAUGGGCAUCGUAGGCAUCGUUCUCGGUCUCGUUCAAGGGGUAGAGAUCGAAGAUCUAGGUCGCGUUCAAGAAGCAAGCGAGUUAGUGGAUUCGAUGCACCACCCCCACAAGCCAUGGGUUCAACAUUUCCAGUUAUUCCAACCCCAAGUCAGUUACCAGGCUCUUCCCUUCCCAACAUUGGCGGCAUGUUUCCAAACAUGCUCCCUUUUGGUGUUGCUGGGCAGUUCAAUCCCCUUGUCAUCCAGCCACAAGCAAUGACUCAACAGGCUACUCGUCAUGCUCGGCGUGUUUAUGUUGGCGGCCUUCCUCCAUCUGCUAACGAACAGACAGUGGCAGUUUACUUUAAUCAAGUCAUGGCUGCUAUUGGGGGAAACACUGCUGGUCCAGGUGAUGCUGUUCUCAAUGUAUACAUAAAUCAUGACAAGAAAUUUGCUUUUGUGGAGAUGAGAUCUGUUGAGGAAGCAAGCAAUGCAAUGGCCCUGGAUGGCAUUAUGUUUGAUGGGGCGCCAGUGAAGGUUAGAAGGCCAACAGACUACAACCCUUCCCUUGCAGCUGCCCUGGGCCCAAGUCAGCCAAGCCCCAAUCUGAAUCUUGCAGCAGUUGGCCUAACAGCAGGGUCUACUGGAGGGCUAGAAGGUCCAGACCGUAUUUUUGUGGGUGGCCUUCCGUAUUACUUCACUGAAGCUCAAGUUCGGGAGUUGCUUGAAUCAUUCGGUCCUCUUCAAGGGUUUGAUCUUGUGAAGGAUAGGGAAACUGGUAACUCAAAAGGCUAUGCAUUCUGUGUUUACCAGGACCUCACUGUCACUGACAUCGCUUGUGCUGCACUAAAUGGUAUCAAGAUGGGUGACAAAACCCUUACUGUCAGACGAGCAAACCACGGGGCAUCUCAGCCCAGACCAGAGCAGGAAAGUAUCCUAUUGCAAGCACAGCAACAGGUGCAAUUACAGAAACUUGUGUAUCAAGUUGGGGCCCUCCCUACAAAGGUUGUUUGCCUCACCCAGGUGGUAACUGCAGAUGAAUUGAAAGAUGAUGAAGAGUAUGAGGACAUUAUGGAAGACAUGAGGCUAGAAGCAGGCAAAUAUGGUAAUUUGGUGAAAGUUAUCAUCCCACGUCCUGACCCCAGCGGACAGCCAGUUGCAGGAGUUGGGAAGGUGUUCCUGGAAUAUGCAGAUAUCGAUGGUGCUGCCAAAGCAAAGACAGCAUUGCAUGGAAGGAAAUUUGGUGGGAACCCAGUGGUCGCUGUCUGCUAUGCUGAGGACAAGUUUGCCAAUGGGGAAUAUGAUGGAUGA
Messenger RNA from Miscanthus lutarioriparius, 1650 nucleotides. NCBI's taxonomy places the organism in Eukaryota, Viridiplantae, Streptophyta, Magnoliopsida, Poales, Poaceae. The record is from the annotation of a GenBank genome assembly.